Messenger RNA from Caenorhabditis briggsae, 1842 nucleotides. The transcript is spliced from 10 exons. Gene Ontology annotation, biological process: carbohydrate metabolic process. The record is from RefSeq and is a predicted model, not a curated record. Gene Ontology annotation, molecular function: hydrolase activity, hydrolyzing O-glycosyl compounds; chitin binding. Bases 1 to 1842 code for a protein of 613 amino acids. Lineage: Eukaryota; Metazoa; Nematoda; Chromadorea; Rhabditida; Rhabditidae.
AUGAGGUACGACAACACGGCUUUCGUGAAGUGGGCUUGGUGGAUUACUGUACUUUUUGGAGCCACCCACGCUGGAAUCGCCGACCGAUCUUGCAGUCGACGGCGCGUUGGAUACAUCACAUCGUGGGGAAAACAACCAUUUCGAGAUGAUCAGGCCGAAAAACUGACUCAUUUGGUGUUCGCCUUCUUCGUUGUGGAUUCAGAUGGAAGUGUGAAAUUGGAAGGAGACGCUGCAAAGGAGAGAUUGCAGCAUGUUAAGGAGGUAGCCGCUAGACAUCCGGAUCUAAAGUUGCUGUACGCUGUUGGAGGAUGGGAGAACUCGCAGUAUUUUUCCGUGCUCACGGCGGAUUAUUCUAGGAGAUCAAUUCUAAUUUCCAACCUAAUCAAAGCCAUCAAAGAGUACGGAUUCGAUGGUGUUGAUAUCGAUUGGGAGUAUCCGGUCACCGGAGGAGCUGUCGAAGGAACUCCCUCCGAUCGUAAAAACUAUGUGAACUUGAUGAGAGAGCUCCGAAAUGAGCUCCGAGAUUUGGAGGAAGAAACUGGAAAGUCCUAUCUCAUUUCGUUUGCCGGUGCUGCUGGACACUGGGUCCUGAAGCCAGGAUAUGACUUGCAGCAGCUGAUGAAGUAUUGUGAUUUUGUGAAUGUGAUGAGUUAUGAUUAUUUUGGAGCAUGGGCUUCAAAGUGGGGAGCGUAUACAGGACCACCGGCGCCUCUGAAUUUCGCCAUGCCCAAGAAGUUCUCCGGAAGAAUGAACGUUCACGCCACGAUGAAAGACUACAGUUGUCAAAUCAAAACUACCAAUAAGAUCAACAUGGGUGUCCCCUUCUACGGAAGAUUCUGGAAGAACGUCGGUGACGCUGUCGACUCUUCAGAUGACAUGUGGCGAAUGGCAAGUGCCACGAAUUCAGAAGGCACCAAGUUCGAGGGUGGAGACGUUCAAUGGAGGGAUCUCCAUACGAAAUUUGACACAGCCAAGACCAAAUUCCAUUCUGGAGCCAAGGCACCCUUCAUCUGGAUUCCAGAACAGAAGACGUUCAUAGGAUAUGAGAAUGCAGAGAGUUUGAAACACAAAAUCGACUAUAUCGUUGAGAAUAACAUCGGAGGAGUUAUGAUUUGGGCUAUCGACUUUGAUGACGAUCAAGGCACACUUUUGAAUUCAGCGGCUUCUGAUUCUCUAUGUGUCACGUCAUCGAAAUCCUUCAGCUAUAAGUGCUCACCAGUGGAUGAUAAGAGAUGGUGGACCUAUGAUGAUAAGAGGAGUUGGCAGGAAUUCUGUGAUCCAGAUGAUCCAGGUCACGCGUGUUGUGGAAAGUAUGGUUACUGUGGCUCCGGUGCCGAGUUCUGCUCGUGUCCCGAGUGCAUCGACUACGGUACCGAUCCGAAUUUGAUUCUGAAGGAACCAGUGAAGCCGUCGCAAAAAAUCACCUGGUACACUUCAGACGCCGGCGAGGGAAAGCGAGGAAGAUGUGGCCGAGAUGUGCCACCGUUGGAAGGCGAAGCACCGACGUGUAAUCCAGAUGACUUGAAUGCUCAUUGUUGUAGUAACGGAGGUUACUGUGGAAAUUCCAAGGAGCAUUGUGAAUGCGUCGGAUGUAUUGAUUUUUCGAAGCAAAGAGACUUCAAGUACAAACCGUUGGAGUGGUGGACGUUCGGAGAGAAUCCGGCCAACGUUGGUCGCUGCGGCUACGACGCUCCCCGCCUUUCCACUGGAAAGAUCCCCAAAUGCGACCCGGAUUCCGAAUCCUUCUGCUGCAGUAACAGUGGAUACUGCGGAAAGGGGGAGCAAUAUUGCUCAUGCUUAGGAUGUGUGGAUUUCAAGGCAAAUCCGGCGUAUGAGUACUGA